AUGGGAGAUCGUAACAAUCCUAUUAAGUUCGGCCCCGAGUGGCUGCGUAAUUUGGCACGCGAGCGUACUGCUGGGAGGGCGACUACAGUACAGACAGCCACAAGGCCCGGGGCCGCGGGAGGCAGCAGGCCUGCCGGGUCCCAGGGGGCCGGCUCGACGUGCACAGGCUCCCCGGGGGCCGGCCCCUCUACAACCACGGGAGUAUCGAGUUCGGGCCCCGUGGGGGCCUCGCUGACUACAGGGCCCGCGGCCUCCGCAGCAGCUUCCAGCACGACCGCAGUCGCGGGCGCCUCAGGGACAAACUCAAGAAAUACAAACAGUAACCAUCAGAAGAUACAGCUCGCUAAGCUGAGAUACGGCAGGGAGGAAAUGCUGGCAUUGUACGACAGGAACGCGGAGGCGCCAGAGGAAUUGAAAUACUUCGACUUGUUGUACCAGCCGCGGGGGAAACCGCCUGUUGCUCUCAACACAUACGACGAUGAUACGGUGGGAGGCUGCGUGCCAGGGGUGGCUAACCGGGGGCUGGUGUUGCAGCGGGAGGCGCGCGGCCCGGGGGCGGGGGCGGAGCGCUACGGCGCGGGCCGAGGUCGAGGGGCUCCGGUAGAAGUGCGCGGUCGCUCGCGGAUGCCGUUCGUGAGGCACGCAUCAACCGUCUCCGCUGGCAGGGGGGCAACGUCAUUGCAUUCCGGUAGUCCGAGAAUGCCAGGGUAUAGCGGUGGGCUCGAUGACGAAGGCCCAAGUAGACCUUGGAGUAGCAGCAAUAACAGCGGUUCACCCAGAAAUGAUCAAGGCGAUUGGACACCUAAUAAAAUGUUCCGCAGUCCGCUGAGUCUCGAACUCGGUUCACCGGGCGCAUCGACUUUACUUCCGCGCAGUGCCCACGACACCAGAGAGCGUGUGACGUAA
This is a messenger RNA of Danaus chrysippus (African queen), 906 nucleotides long. Lineage: Eukaryota; Metazoa; Arthropoda; Insecta; Lepidoptera; Nymphalidae. The record is from the annotation of a GenBank genome assembly.